Onychostoma macrolepis is the source of this 1028-nucleotide messenger RNA. RefSeq names its product ribonuclease inhibitor-like. NCBI's taxonomy places the organism in Eukaryota, Metazoa, Chordata, Actinopteri, Cypriniformes, Cyprinidae. The annotation marks the transcript as partial. The record is from RefSeq and is a predicted model, not a curated record. Gene Ontology annotation, molecular function: protein binding. The transcript has 5 exons.
AGGGAUUCAGGAGUGAAGCCUCUCUCUGAUCUACUGAAGGAUCCACGCUGUAAACUGGAGAAACUAGAGCUGGAAUACUGCAGCAUUGCUAAGAAAGGUUUUGCUGCUCUGGUAUGGGGUCUGACAUCGAACUCGUCACACCUGAGAGAACUCAAUCUCAGCAGGAACGAACCAGGAGACUCUGGAGUGAAGAGGCUGUCUGAUCUCCUGAAGUAUCCGCAGUGUGAACUUGAGAAACUACAGCUUGAUGACUGUAGUAUUGGUGAGGAAGGUUUUGCUGCUCUGGUUUCAGGUCUGAUAUCAAACCCAUCACACAUCAGAGAACUCAAUCUGAACUCUAGUAAACCGGUUUACUCAGGAGUGAAUCUACUCUGUAAUCUACUGAGAGAUCAGCACUGCAAACUGAAGAAACUACAGCUGGAGUGCUGCAGUAUUGGAGAGGAAGGCUGUGCUGCUCUUGCUUUAGCGCUAAAAUCAAACCCCUCUCAUCUGAGAGAACUCAAUCUGAACUACAACGAACCAGGAGGCGCGGGAGUGAUGCUUCUGUCUAUUCUUCUGAAGAAUCCCCACUGUAAACUGGAGAAACUAGAGUUGUCUCACUGCAGUAUUACAGAGAGCGGCUGUGCUGCUCUGAGAUCAGCUCUGAGUUCAAACCCUUCACACUCAAGGGAACUCAAUCUGAAUUAUAACCAGAACACUCAACAGUGACGCUGCUUUCCAAUCGACUGGAUCCAAACUUAAAAGUCAAACUAAAUCUAGGCUUUUUAUGUUGUCUUUGUUUUUACUCUUUAUGAAUGCAAAAAAAAAAAAAAAGUGUAAAUACACAUUUUCUAUACAUGUCUUAUUUGACAACCAUUUCAGAUCAUCUUGGAGCUUUAAUGACAUAAAUAUAUAUAGAUUGAGUAUUGAAUAUGCAUAUUUUUAAAGCUAACUUAAAAUAUUUUAUCUUAUAUUUAUCUAUAUACCAAAAAGAGGAAUCUUUUGACCAUAUAAACUUAUAUAGGCUCGGCUAAUGUCCGUCCUGUGCA